Molecule: messenger RNA, 1546 nt
Organism: Drosophila willistoni
Lineage: Eukaryota; Metazoa; Arthropoda; Insecta; Diptera; Drosophilidae
Gene: IFT52
Product: intraflagellar transport protein 52 homolog
Exons: 3
Coding region: 135-1433 (432 amino acids)
Biological process (GO): intraciliary transport; cilium assembly
Cellular component (GO): cilium; intraciliary transport particle B; centriole
Source: RefSeq, a predicted model, not a curated record
CGGCCGAUAAGAUAAUCGAUAUUUAUCAAUUAAUUUAAAAGUUGCCAUCUUGUUGAUAAAAAGGUGAUGCCACCAGUUGCCCGGGCAACGAACAAAUCAAAACAAAUAUUAUUCUUUAUACCGCAAAAAGCAAUAUGUCCAAUAAACCAACAAUUUGUUUUGAUAUUUCUAAAAAUGAACGUUUUCAAAUUACUGAUAAUUAUAAAAUGAUUCAUCGCAAGCUGAAAAUCAACUGGAAUGUUGAACAAAGCGAUUCGGAGCUUAAAAAGGAACGCUUAUCUCGAGUCAAGAUAUUUGUCUUAGCCGGACCCCAGGAUCGUUUCACCGAGGAUGAAUUCGAGGUUCUCAAACACUAUAUUGAAGUGGAAGGUGGAAGCAUGUUGGUCCUCUUGGGCGAAGGUGGCGAGCAGGAGUUCAAUACGAAUGUGAAUUUUUUUCUCGAACAAUAUGGCAUUUAUAUCAACAAUGACAAUGUAGUUCGACCACAUUACUAUAAAAAUUUCCAUCCCAAGGAAUGUAUUGUGGGUGGCGGUGUAGUAUGCGAGUCCAUGUGGCGUCACUUGAUCAAAUUAGACAUCGAGAAGGUCGACUACGAUUUCAGUGAUGAGAAGUAUAAGAUUCAUUAUCAGUAUCCUUAUGGUGCCACAUUGAAUGUCUCGGAACCGGCCAAUGUAUUAUUAACCACUGGACCAGUGGUUUAUCCAUUUAAUCGUCCUCUGGCCGGUUAUUACACCAAUGGCAAGGGUGGCAAAAUUUUAGCUUUAGGUUCGGGUUAUAUUUGGCAUGACAAAUAUUUACAGGAUAAAACAAAUGAUGCCAUUUUGGAGUAUAUGCUGCAAUUGCUCGGUGGCGAUAUAACAUAUACACAUUUGGAUUUUAAUGAUGUGGAGCUAAGCGAUAACAAACACUUUACGGAUCUUGCUUUCUUGGCCGAUAUGCCAAAGGCCUGCCUAAUCGAUUCCAUUUGCACCGAAAUGCCAGCAGAUUUUAAGCAAAUGUUUGACAUGACUUUAUGUUCGUUGAGUAAUCGACUGCUGAAAGAAGUUAUUGACACUUACGAACACUUGCAUGUUAAAUACGAGCCUUUAAGAAUCAUAAAACCACAAUUUGAAAUACCUUUGCCCACUCUACAGUUGGCCACAUUUCCUCCGAUUUUUAGUGAGCCACCUGCACCGCCAUUGGAACUCUACGAUUUGGAUGAAACCUUUAGUCCGGCACGCUCUCAAUUGGCCCAUAUGACCGGACAAUGUCUACAAGCCCUACAGACUAAGGAACCAUCACGACGUGCGCUCAAUCAACGUGAGCUGGAGAAUUACAUAAAGGAGUGUGCUAGGAUUACGGCCAUUGUGACAGAAGAGCAAGAUAUGCCAGCUCGUGAAAUCCUCAAUAUUGUGGCACGUCAGAUUAUGAGCUAUAAGCCAUAUGCCGACUAGGACAACCAAAACACAAAAAAAAACACAUGGAUCCAGUUACUUGAAAACUGAAUUCCUUUAAUCAGCAUAAAACAAACCAAAAAAAAAAAGAGAAAACAAAAAAACAAUUUUAA